Molecule: messenger RNA, 3111 nt
Organism: Vitis riparia (riverbank grape)
Lineage: Eukaryota; Viridiplantae; Streptophyta; Magnoliopsida; Vitales; Vitaceae
Product: auxin response factor 1-like
Exons: 15
Coding region: 477-2513 (678 amino acids)
Biological process (GO): response to hormone; regulation of DNA-templated transcription
Cellular component (GO): nucleus
Molecular function (GO): DNA binding; protein binding
Source: RefSeq, a predicted model, not a curated record
GGUCGGGUCAGGUCAGCUGAGCUGCGGUCUCGUUUCUUUUCCUGCAUUUUCAUGGCGGGCAAACGGGGCGUUUUCACCGAUUCGUUGACCUCGUGUGGAUCUGAGUGGACACGGAUGUGAAUUUUCUGUUUGUCUUCUGUUUGAUGGCUGAGAAAAUAGAGGGGAAAGGAAGAGAAAACAAGUGUCUUGAGAAAAAUUGCUGAUUUUGAGCUAUAAAGAAAGGUGUUUCGCGGUACAUACAGCUUGUGAACAGUUCACGCUUUCUUUUUGAUUGCCGUUAAAGUUCGAACAGCCUACAGUCUUUUGCAGCAUUUGAGGUAUAAAGCAGAGACAGUGACACCAAAUUGAGUCAUUUAAGCUUUAAUUCGGCAGCUCAAAAAGCAUCAAGUGCUUAGGGUUUUUUAUUUACGGUUCGCGAUUUCAUUGAGGGGGCUGUUGCAAUAAAUUGAGUGAUUUGACCAUCUGUGUGGUUUCUGAUGGCGCUGGUAGCCUCGAAUUAUCCAUCAGGAGGACCUCAUGCAGGAGCUCCUUGUGAUGCUCUAUACAAGGAACUGUGGCAUGCCUGUGCUGGACCCCUGGUAACUGUUCCCCGCGAAGGGGAGCGAGUUUAUUACUUUCCACAAGGUCACAUGGAACAGCUUGAAGCAUCAACGACACAUCAAGGGUUAGACCAGCAAAUGCCCUCAUUCAAUCUGCCAUCUAAAAUUCUUUGCAAAGUAGUUCAUGUUCAACUUCGGGCAGAACCAGAAACUGAUGAAGUUUAUGCCCAAGUAACUCUGCUACCUGAACCAGAUCAAAGUGAGAUUACUAGUCCUGAUCCUCCACUCCCAGAACCUCAAAGAUGCACAGUCCAUUCAUUUUGCAAGACGCUUACAGCUUCCGACACGAGCACCCAUGGUGGAUUCUCUGUUCUUCGAAGACAUGCAGAUGAUUGUCUACCUCCAUUGGAUAUGUCCCAGCAGCCACCCUGGCAGGAAUUGGUUGCAGCAGAUCUGCAUGGCAAUGAAUGGCACUUUCGUCACAUAUUUCGAGGGCAACCUAGGCGUCACUUGUUGACUACUGGAUGGAGUGUAUUUGUUAGCUCCAAAAAGUUAGUGGCUGGCGAUGCAUUUAUAUUCCUAAGGGGUGAAAACGGAGAACUGCGCGUUGGAGUAAGGAGGCUCAUGAGACAACUAAGCAAUAUGCCAUCUUCUGUUAUAUCCAGCCACAGCAUGCAUCUUGGAGUUCUUGCCACAGCCUCCCAUGCAAUUUCAACCGGAACCCUCUUUUCUGUCUUCUAUAAACCAAGAACAAGUCGGUCGGAGUUCAUUGUAAGCCUCAACAAGUACCUUGAAGCUCGCAACCACAAACUCUCUGUUGGGAUGAGGUUUAAGAUGAGAUUUGAGGGUGAGGAAGUUCCUGAAAGAAGGUUCAGUGGCACAAUUGUUGGUGUUGGGGACAAGAAUACAUCAUCAGGAUGGGCUGAUUCUGAGUGGAGAUCCUUGAAGGUUCAAUGGGAUGAACCUGCAUCAAUCUUUCGUCCGGAAAGAGUGUCAGCUUGGGAAUUGGAACCACUUGUGGCAGCAGCUGCCCCUACAAAUUUACAGCCCGCACAGAGGAAUAAGCGGGCAAGGCCUCCAGUUUUACCUUCAGCAACACCAGAUCUCUCUGUACUUGGCAUGUGGAAAUCCUCAGUUGAAUCUCCAUCAGGUUUCCCAUAUUGUGACCCACAUCGUGGCCGAGACCUUUAUCCAUCACCUAAGUUCUCUUCUAUUACAAAGACCAACUCUUUCAGUUUCAGUGGGAAUAGCUCCCCCGCUGCAGUUUCCAGCAAUUCAAUGUACUGGUCGAAUAGAAUGGAACCCGCAACGGAGUCGUUUGCACCAGCUGUUAACAAAGAAUCUGGUGAAAAGAGACGGGACACUGGCAGUGGCUGCAGGCUCUUCGGCUUUCAGCUGCUUGACAACUCCACGGUGGAGGAGACUUUGCCAGUAUUGACAGUGGGAGAGGACCAGCCAGUUCCAUCUUUAGAUGUUGAAUCUGACCAGCAUUCUGAACCAUCUAACAUUAACCGAUCUGAUAUUCCUUCUGUAAGUUGUGAGGCUGAUAAAUUGUCCCUGAGAUCUCCCCAGGAGUCGCAAAGCAGGCAAAUUCGGAGCUGCACAAAGGUUCACAUGCAAGGGAUUGCUGUUGGAAGGGCUGUAGAUUUGACCCGGUUUGAUCGGUAUGAGGACCUGCUGAAGAAACUGGAGGAGAUGUUUGAUAUUCAAGGCGAGCUAUGUGGGUUGACAAGCAUAUGGCAAGUUGUGUACACUGAUGAUGAAGAUGACAUGAUGAUGGUUGGCGAUGAUCCAUGGCUUGAGUUCUGCAGCAUGGUGAGGAAGAUUUUUAUCUACACCGCCGAGGAAGUGAAGAGGCUGUCACCCAAGAUAAAACUGCCGGCGAUGGAAGAGAUCAAACCAGGGAAGCUGGAUUCAGAUGUGGCCAUGGCUGGCACGGACGACCAGUCAUCCGUGGUGGGGCCUGGUUGCUGAUUCAUCUGCUUCAAAACAAACCUGAAAAGCAAAACAAAACAAAACAAACCCAAAACAGAAAAAGGAAAAAAAAAAAAAAAAAGAAAAAAAAAAUGGAACUGGCUCAUAGGAUCACUCACAAUUUUGUUUUGUAGGAGGAACAACAUGGAUGAUGCUAUGGGACGUGGCGACUGAUGGAGCACACUGGGUGAGAAAAGAAUCGAAUAGAAGGGUGUGGGGAGAGCGACCUGGCAUAUAGAUAAAGGAAUUUCUGGAUGUUGCUUUGUUAUGGAUACUAUUUCGGGGUUUUCUUUUUUGUUCUGUUUUGUGAAGGGAAUCUCAUGGUGUUGGGACUUUUCAUCAUCUUCUUCGGAUGAGCUUGAAAGUGUUGUAUGCUCCACACAUCUCUCAGAGGGGCAAAAAGUACCAUAAAAAAACAAAAAAAGAAGGGAAAAAAGGGUUGGGGAAAGAUGGUUUCUUUCUUUUUUUCUUUUUUCUGUUUUAUAAUUUCUUUUACCUUUUUCUCCUUUUAUAAUAUGAUAUAGAGAAUACAGCCUCCCACUUGUGUAUAUAUAUAUAUAGAGUGAGAGGGUAUAUGGUAUAGUGAUUUGGUUGAUGA